AUGAUGUUGAGAAUAAAACGAACAUUAAAAAUUCACUUUGUGGCCAACUUGAAAAUAAUUGCUAAUGUCGAUUGGCGAUCUUUUAAAAGCACAUUUGCACCAAUCAAGGAUAUUAGUCGUGUCCUAUGUGAGGCCGAACAAGAUGAAGUGCAUUCAAUCAACUUCAGGAAAUAUUGUAGUGUUCAACGAUCUACAGGCUUAAAAAGUGUUCGAAAUCGAUCUGAUUCUACAUUAUCCAAUUAUUCUUCACUUGGUCAGUCAAAUUGGUCUGGUUCAUCUACAAUAACUACAAACAGACAUACGUUCCUGAGUGAAGAGAAUUUGCAUUCACAUACCAAACAUAUGGAACGGGUUUGUUCACGGCAAAAGGCCCAAAAAGAACUGGAUCAAUCUAUAUCUCAAUGUCGAGAAAAAUUGACUACUUUCAUCCAGUCAAAUCAUAAUAAUGUAUGUCGUAAUCUUCCAGAACCAAAUGGCGGUGAUACUGGUACUAAUCAACACACAAAGUAUUCUAAGAGUCGAAACUCUGCUACAUCACAAAGACCAUCUUCUGUAAAAAACCAAACAACUUCUAGAUCUUUACAAUCUAACUGCUUUAAUAGCCCUAUGAAUCUCUCAAAUGCUCAUUUGCUGCAUACAAAUUCUGUUGGAACAAAAGCUGAAAAUAAAUUAUCUUACAAAAGUCAUAUGGGGCGUAGUACACAAGAUCUUUAUGAUAGUGUAUCACUGAAGGACGGAAUGAAGGUAAUUUAA
Schistosoma mattheei is the source of this 753-nucleotide messenger RNA. The record is from the annotation of a GenBank genome assembly. NCBI's taxonomy places the organism in Eukaryota, Metazoa, Platyhelminthes, Trematoda, Strigeidida, Schistosomatidae.